CCGGCUGAAGUCAUCAGCGGGAGGGGAGUGAAUGGGUCUUGCACGCAAAGCAGAAAAGCGCUGAAACUCUGGUGGAGCUGCCUCUCAGUUACAGCGAGCAGGGGGAGCGCCGCGCGUUUGACAGCAGUGCCUUAGUUUUGUAUUCCUGGUGCUGAUUCUGUGGUUGGCUUUCACUUUCUCGAGUGCGCGUUUAAUCUGAUGCUGAGAUGAGGUGGAGACACUUAGAGCGCGUGGCGUGUUGAGCGUGUCCACAGCCCGGGACGCACGGCUCACCUCCGCUUAGAGGGACGGGGAGAGGAAGGGAGAGGUCAAUGUGGAGCCCUACAUAUGGAUCUUUUCUCUGAGACAUUUUGUAAGUUAUUGUAAAUAAUCGCAGAUCAUUCUUUUCAUCCUUUUUUUUUUUUUUUACCCACCUUUGCUGAUGUUUGGUUGUGCUCCUGUGCGCAACAGAUGCCAGUCAAGCUUUUUUGGUGCGUUUGGAUGUUUUUUAAAGGGGAUGUUCUCCACCGCUGCAAGGAUAACUGACCCCUGAGUCAGUCUGGCUUUCUUGGCACUUAUGUGGAUCCUAUCCAGGAUGUUACAGUCCAAACGGCCCAGGCUUCAUUGGGCCACCGUACACUACCACCACCACAUAUCUCCCCAUAGCUGGGCGUCCUGCUGUGUCUAGGAAUUAUCCACAGUCAGUCCUCUGCUCCCGUCUGCGGGAAAGAAAAACGUGAAAAAAAAGUGUUUUGGUGAACAUUGACAUUGGCUUUACGAGUCUCAUCUCUGGGCUACUAUGCAAUUACAACUGGUCUCCUUUGUUUUGAUCAUCUUGCACUGCAUGGAUUAUACUGGUUGUCAGCCGCACAGCAGCCCCAGGCACCGGCAACAUAAACAGUUCUCUGGUGUGAGCUCAGGGUGCCAGCAGGGGGGCUGCCUGACCUGCUCGGACUAUAAUGGCUGCCUGUCCUGCAAGCCGCGCUUCUUCAUGCAUUUGGAGAGGAUCGGGAUGAGGCAGAUCGGGGUGUGCAUGACUUCCUGUCCUCCGGGAUUUUACGGCACUCGCACACCAGAGAGAAGCACUUGUACAAAGUGCAGGUCGGAGUGCGACUCUUGCUUCAACAGGAACUUCUGCACGCGCUGCCGAGCAGGAUUCUACCUUUCCGUGGGCAAGUGCCAACAGAACUGCCCUGAAGGCAUGGUUCCUAGCGACACGCAGAAGGAGUGUGUACCCAGGUGCCCUGCUGAUUGUGAGUUGUGUGCGAACAGCGAAACGUGUACACAGUGCCGUCCGGGCUUUUUCCAGCUGAGCGGGAGGUGCUACCACAUCUGUCCAGAUGAAUAUGAGCCCAAUGACAAGCUCAUGGAGUGCACAGCACAAGUGCACUGCGAAGUGGGCGAGUGGAGCGAGUGGAGCCCCUGCUCCAAGCUCGGGAAAACCUGUGGCUUUAAACGGGGCCAGGAGACCCGCACGAGACAGGUCCUGCAGUAUCCAUCCCCUUUUGGCAAACCCUGCCCGGAGAUCUCUGAGAUCAAAGAAUGUCUGGUCAAGAAGAGGAAAUGUCCAGGAGGACAGAGAAACCCUGAGCGCAGAGGGAAAAGAAAUCGCAACAACCGCAAAGACAAGGACAGCCAGGGCCGGCGAAGGGAGAGGAAGCGGGAAAAGCAGCAGGACAGGGACGCAGGUGAACGUGAAGACUCUGAUAACAGGAACAAAACGGAGCACAGGCACCGCCGGGGCCAGGACGUCUCUCCGGAUGAUAGCAUUGUGCAGUAAUGGAGAGUAGAGACAAAGUCUAAAGGCUCCCCACCACCUUCCCGCCGUCUUCUCAUCCUUCCUGCUCCACAACGUCCCCACCCUCCCCAUUUUGCCCCCUCCUCACAGGGGUGUUGCUGCUAACCUGUGUGAUUUGAAUAGACUGUUUAUGCACCAGCACAAUUGGGGCGCAUUCAGUCACAAAGCAUGGGCUACUAUUGACUUUAAAAAGUCUUUUUUUUUCCUGCUCUGUAGUCUCAACUCCUUCAUCUCCUCUACUGAGUGUCUCCUCCACACAUACAGACAACACUGCUGUGGGACUUAAAACCGGUGAGAGUUGUCUGUGACUUUGUGGAGGAUUGUCCGGCAGACGGACAGAGAGUGCUUGUCGAUAAGGUUAUUUAAUGGGGCUCUGGUACAACAUUGUGCAUCUUGGUUUUUGAAUGUAGAUUUUGCAGCAUAUGUAGAACAAUUGUUUAUUUUUUGUUGUACCCUUUCCUUUUUUUUUUAGAUCUCUUUGUUUGAUCCAAUGUUUGUAAAGAAAAAUAACAAAAA
This is a messenger RNA of Menidia menidia (Atlantic silverside), 2293 nucleotides long. The record is from the annotation of a GenBank genome assembly. Lineage: Eukaryota; Metazoa; Chordata; Actinopteri; Atheriniformes; Atherinopsidae.